UGUUGGCCACGAAACAGAGCUUGAAAAUGUACGUCGAUAGAUCCUUGUGCGAGGAAACAUCACCAAUCUUGCAGACGGACGAGAAUUGCAAGCACAUCCAGAUACUCGGCGAUUCCAACAAACCACGUCGUUCUCUGAGGUACGUGAAUAGAUAGGCUUCGAAUUCUACUAUUAUGAGCUAACCGAACGGUCCGAUUUUGUACAAUGCACCAUUUUUGGGAAAGGUUUGGGAAGAACGGAAGUUACUCAAGGGCGGGGAUUAGCGCUUUACCACUUCCGGAUUGGUGGUAAAAGAUACGUUUGGGCGUGGCUUUAGAUGCUUGAUAUCUUCAAGGGGUGGCUGUUUUGGAGUUUCUGUGUGCUUAGAAAAGCACAUCUUGACCGUGGUCUAUAUGUUUAGAUGCUUUGAACACCUGAAAAUGACAUAUCGACGUAUUUAAAUCAGGGCACUCUGCAUGGCGCGAAUGGAUUGUCCAAAUUAUGGAGCAAUUAAUGCACAUCAUAGACGGGAAACGUAGACAUAAAAUGACAACAAUUUCGGCUUAGCAUUUUUCGAAUGUUUGUUUGAUCAGUAUACAUAUCAUACUAUGGAACUGUUGUAGGGGUGGUUGAUUAAAAUUGAAAUGGUUUUUCUAUGCUAACGAUGCUUUCUGAAGCCCUUUCUCCUUUCUACCCAUGAGGAGUUUUCAUUUGAUUAUUAAAUCAAUUGUCCCUAAACAGCUUUGUAUACAUAGAUGCAGAUUAGAUUUUGUUUCAGGGAUAGUUUGAUAGUUUUAAGGUAUGGAAAGGGUAAUUGGUUGGUUGGGAGGGGUUGUUUAUCAAUUGGCUAUCUGCUUGCAGUACUGUACCAUCUUUGAUGAAUUUGUAAAUUUGAGGUUUGGUUCCAUUAAUUAAUGAGGGUGCAUUUGCUGUUUUCUUGUCCAGGAUCAUGGAGAAAUCGGUGGCUUAUGCUACAGGUUUACCAUGCUGGUUGGGUCUUACCCUUGCAGAUAUGUACGCGUUACAACAAAAUAGAAACUUUUAUACAUUUUUUGAAAGGAACUAUUGGGCUGGCUAUCUUGUGUUUGCCUUGGAGUCUUAAGUUUUCUGGCCUAUUGAUUGGGCCAAUCGGUAUUGUUGUGAUGGCUUCCAUAGCUGUUGCAGGAAUGUAUGGCAUAGUUUGCUGCUCAAGAGUUUUAUGUCAACGAACAGGACAAUCUUCUUUGGAUUUUGGGGCUGUUGCAUAUGAGGCAUCUUUGCCGUAUUCAGAAAUGCUAGGCCGUUAUUUCAGAAUGGCUGUUAACAUUUUUCUUGUGAUCACACAGUUUGGAUUGUGCUGUGACUACAUUUUAUUUAUUUCACAGCAGUUGAUUUUAAUACUGGAAGCAUGUGGUAUCAGUUUUGAUGGUCUGUCUACCAUUGAUCGAGAUCGAAUCAUGAUUGCAGCGAUUGGUAUUCCAAUGGUUGUGUCUGCUCUCAUUCGAAAUCUAGACGACUUCACUUUUCUGUCACUAACAGCCAACAUUGCCUUGACAGUUUCUGUCUUUGUAAUUUUGUGUUUCACAUUUACCCACCUGAACCUAACCGAACCAGGAUAUGGAGGUCGGAUCAAAGAUCUGCCUUUUGCAGCUUCAGUUUCUUCGUUACCAUUGUUUUUUGGAACUGUGGCGUUUUCAUUUGAAAAUAUUGGAGCAGUUUUACCAACAGAGAACAAGAUGAAACAACCUAAAGCUUUUACUUGGGUGUUUCUGUCUGCCAGCGUUUUGGUGAUAGCUCUUUCUGCGUUGACUGCUGUCAUGGGCUAUUUGACAUUUGGAGACAAUAUCAAGCCUGUUUUGAUCUUGAAUUUGCCGUUGAAUGGGAAACUUUCCUGGUUAUUCUCUGUGUCACAACUUUUGUACAUCUAUGCAAUAUAUGUGUCAUACUUGAUUCAAUUCUACAUACUGAUGACUAUCGUUGAACCAUCUGUUUUGAACUGGGCUACUAGACAGCAGUGGAGGCAACCCAAUAUUGCAAGUUAUGCAUUACGUAUUGGGACAAUGCUACUGGCAGUGCUUGCUACACUCGCUAUUCCUCGUUUGAGUCUAUUUUUGCCACUUGUUGGUGCUAUUGGCUGUGGAGCAUUGGCAUUUAUAUUUCCGCCUAUUAUUUUUCUUCUCACGUUUCACUCAGAGUUGGCUCUUCGAUCAUGUCUAGUGUCUACUUUGGUGAAAAUCGUAUGUAUAGCUGUAUCUGUGAUGGGUGUGCUGGGAUCGAUACUUUGUGUCUAUGCAUCAGUGGAAAAGAUUUUAGAGUUCUACAGACAGUGACGGCUGUUAAUUAAUUGAAUGUUUUGCAACACAUUUUAUUUCUGAAACUAAAUUGGUACAGUUCACUCAGCCUACUGUUGUAUUUCUCACGAUGUCGUGAUCAUUGGUUAUUUAUAGACUAUGGUAGAGUCUUUACUGUUUGUUGUGUGGUAAUUGGAACACCUUUGUUUGAAGCUCA
This is a messenger RNA of Corticium candelabrum, 2466 nucleotides long. RefSeq names its product neutral amino acid uniporter 4-like. Gene Ontology annotation, molecular function: L-amino acid transmembrane transporter activity. The transcript is spliced from 9 exons. The coding region runs from base 894 to 2288 and encodes 464 amino acids. The record is from RefSeq and is a predicted model, not a curated record. NCBI's taxonomy places the organism in Eukaryota, Metazoa, Porifera, Homoscleromorpha, Homosclerophorida, Plakinidae. Gene Ontology annotation, biological process: amino acid transmembrane transport.